Lates calcarifer (barramundi perch) is the source of this 1553-nucleotide messenger RNA. It is a transcript of the gene lysmd2, whose product is annotated as LysM, putative peptidoglycan-binding, domain containing 2. The record is from RefSeq and is a predicted model, not a curated record. The transcript is spliced from 3 exons. Bases 199 to 849 code for a protein of 216 amino acids. NCBI's taxonomy places the organism in Eukaryota, Metazoa, Chordata, Actinopteri, Centropomidae.
AACGGCUCUAUGACAAAAGCGAGCCGUGAGGUAGUGGUCUCCGAAACAUGUCUGUUAUCCCCUGGGUUGACAUGCCGAACGUGACCGGGGAUGGGAAUCUCCCUGCCGCUUGAAUCAGCUAUCUACUGUACAGCUGCGAGUCAACUGGAGCGUUAAAACAAACAGAGGCGAGCGGGCUCUUUAUUUAUUCAAGAGAAGAUGGCGGAGUUCUCGCCCGUCCUACCGAUGCGGGAUGGAGGAGGACGGUUUGGCCAGCCCAUCUUCCCUCGGUCCAGGUCCGGUUCCGAGUCAGAGAGCGAACUGUCCCAGAGCCUGGCCCGGACCAAGAUUCGGUCGUACGGAAGCACGGCCAGCGUCACGGCCUCCCUCGGGGAGAAAUACAUUGAGCAUCGGGUUACAGACAGUGAUACCCUGCAAGGGAUUGCUCUCAAAUACGGUGUUACGAUGGAGCAAAUCAAGAGAGCCAACAAGUUGUUCAGCAACGACUGCAUCUUCUUGAGGAACAGCCUCAACAUCCCUGUGGUGUCCGAGAAGCGCUCCAUAUUUAAUGGACUGUCUCUGGAGUCUCCUGAUGGGGACGGGGAAGCAGCAUGCCAGGAGGCAGACACACCCUGUAUAAUGACGCAGGAUAUUGAGGGACCCUCGCCAACUGCUUCCCCGCCCCCCGGGGACUCCAAACCCCCCCAGCCCCAGCCCCAGCCAGAGGAGCUGUCAGCCAAAGACUUCUUACACAGACUGGACUUGCAAAUUAAACAGUCAAAGCAGGCUGCACGCAGGCUGAAAGAGGAGGAAGUAAGGAGCAGUGAGGAGGACUACACGGCCCCCACAACGUCAUACCAGGAGAUUUAAAUGAUCAGUCUGUUUACCUGAAGCCCUGUGUCAGUCACACACACACACACACUACCACAAUGUCCUUGCUUUUGUUUUUUCCUUUACUUUUUUGCUUUUACCAAACCACCUCGAACAGAAGUGUCAUGUUUGCCUUUUAUUUAUUGAUAUGCAAUUGUUAUAAUGUAUAUGAUGGUUAUUGUUUUGUAUGGUUUUACUGGGCGCGCAGAGGAGCAUCUGAUAUAAAUAGCAUCAGAGCACAUGUGCCCAUCCACUCAUCUUAUGCUUCUGAAGCUGCUGUACAGAACCCACCUGCUGCAUAUUUUCACAUAAGCACACACUCGCAUACACUCACACACAGACACACAGAGAGCGCUAAGCAAUUCCAGAAGGAUUAGCUUGUUAGACUUGCUAACCGCUUCUGAUGUUCUCAAUCCCCUCCUAGAAUAGUAUCAUUGGAAAGCAUAUUCGGGCCUUCCUCAUCAGUGUUUACCCUGCCUGUGUGAGCUCACCCCAAACAGAGGCGGUGGAUGGACUCAAGCCUUUGUUGCAUUUGCUUCAUAGAAGCUUUUUUUUUUUUCCUUUGGGAACAGAAGGGAUUCCUCUAUUUUUGAAGUGUGAAUGCAUUAUUUAUGUGUGUGGAGAACUGUCUGUAACAGCUGUUUUAUUGUGCUUUUAAAUUCUGUUUGGUUUUAUUUGGAGAAUAAAUAUGUAUUUACAGCAGA